GUUCAGUUCUGCAAAUAGUGUAUAUCUCUCCUCAGCCUUGAAUAUCAAGGUCUUGAAGAUGUCUGAACUGGAAGGUAAUAAGGUCUCCUUGCAUGUGUAUGAUCUAAGUCAAGGAUUGGCUCGUCAACUUUCCACAAAAUUUUUGGGGAAAUCUAUUGAGGCAGUAUGGCAUACUGGAAUAGUCGUGUAUGGUAACGAGUACUACUUUGGAGUAGGAAUACAACAUUCUCCAACUGGAACUACUCCAUAUGGAGGUCCAGUUAAAGUAAUAGACCUUGGCAUCACACAUAUUCCCAAGGAUGGUUUUGAGACAUAUUUGCAGGAGAUUAACCCCAAGUAUACAAAAGAAACCUAUAGUUUGCUCUCUCACAAUUGCAACAAUUUCAGCAAUGAAGUUGCUCAGUUUUUGGUUGGUGCAGAAAUUCCAGAUUACAUACUGAAUCUUCCUAAACAAGUUAUGAGCAGUCCCAUGAGUCUUCUUAUGAUGCCUAUGAUUAAGCAACUUGAAGCUACACUGAGAUCAGGUGUUGUUCCUCAGUUUCCUCAGUUCAAAUCUUUUACAGUUUCUUCUUCUCCCCUGCCAACUGCCACUACCAUGGUUGUGCCUGAACCAUCUGAUGUACACACUAUAAGCUCGGAAGAAAGCCAUUCUUCGAAAACAAAAGCACAUGAAAAUGUUUCAUCGACAAAUAUUAAUAAAUCAGUCGCGGCAGAGAGGAAGUUGGCUGUACGAAAAAAAGUUAAAGAGGAAAUAACUGCUGAGUUUACCACUAUCAUGGCGACUGGAAGAUUACGCGCGAGUGAAGCCGUGGCUCUGGCAACAAGAAGGGUCAUGCAGAGGAAUGACCAUGCAAACCUUGCACAUGGUUAGACACAAUAUUCUAAUGGUCUGUUGAUCUUUGCUUCAUCUCUUAUUAAAUGUGUGUUAUCAUAUAAAAUAUUCUAUUCCUGGUUAUCAUUUUUUAGUCGUGGUGAGAUUGAUCCAUGUUUGUUUACCACUUCUGAAGUUGAUAUAGUGUUGUUCUAGGGACAUGCUUUGUUGUUUAUUGAGGUCCACUCUUUCUGGAAAUAUAUUGGGUCCUUUUUUAUUGUGUUUUUGA
Impatiens glandulifera is the source of this 1100-nucleotide messenger RNA. RefSeq names its product desumoylating isopeptidase 1-like. The record is from RefSeq and is a predicted model, not a curated record. Gene Ontology annotation, biological process: protein modification by small protein removal. Gene Ontology annotation, molecular function: peptidase activity. The transcript is spliced from 4 exons. NCBI's taxonomy places the organism in Eukaryota, Viridiplantae, Streptophyta, Magnoliopsida, Ericales, Balsaminaceae. The coding region runs from base 59 to 871 and encodes 270 amino acids.